AUGGGAAUAGUUAUCCCAUGGAUAUUUUUAGUACUGGUAAUAUGGGCAGCACCGAGCACGAGUCUUAUAUGUUACCAAUGUUGGUGUCCAUCUUUUAAUACAGCUGCUUGCAAUUGCUCCAACACAUCUGAUGUUGAAGGUUCACAUUGUAUCAUCGUUGAAGAAUUCCAUUCAUCAAAUCCAUAUAUAGAAUUAUCUUCUACUUUUCUUGAUUCAUCAUAUAUUCGACUAAAAGACUCUUAUUAUAUUAUAUUGGAUGAAUCAAUUUUUUAUCAUGAGAUAACAAAGGAUUUGAAAAUGAAAACAAAACGUAUUGUUUAUGGAUGCGAUUGGAAUUAUUGUAAUGAAUAUUCUUUAAUUUCACUUUUACCUGAUUCAUUCAAAUUAACUAUGGAUAAAAAGUGGUUUGAAGAGAAUAUUUAUGGCAAUGGAUCAGUUAAUGCUUGUCAUACUUGUUCAAAGGAGAUAUGUGGAAAUCAAAUACAACCUAUUAACUAUGAUCAAUCUACAUUUACACCAUGUAAUAAUCCGACUACGUGUUCACUCUAUAAUGUAUGGCAUGAUGUUGAAACAGAUGAAUCAUGUUAUCGAUCAGAAUGUACAAAAUCCGUAUUUAAAGAUGGUUCGAAUGAAGACAAUCAAAAAUAUAAAGUUCAAGUCGAAGCCAUUGUUUAUUUAUCACAAAUUCGUUCAAAUUUGGAAAUUUGGAAAUUAAAUAUCAAUUGUGCCGUUUACAAUUGUACUCGUUCAAGUAUUUUUCAAGACGUAAAAGAACAAAUUAGAAAUGAUAUCAAUAAUUUAAUGACUUUUCCAACUGUUCGUCGUUCUCCAAUAGAUACAUCGCUAACAAUAAAAUCAGCUAUGAUAACUAUACCAACAACAACACCUACACUAUCAUGUUAUGAAUGUGCAUGCUAUAAUGAUCCUGCUUGUUCAUGCAAUACAGUUCGACCAGAUGAUGCUUCUUCAACUUAUUGUAUAAUUAUCCGUAGAAAUAAUGAAAGUGGUGAUUUUACAGUUAAUCUAGAACAUAUUGAUCGAAAUUCAUCUCGAGUUUAUAUUCGUAAAUUUCCUUAUUUACUUGCACAAGAGUCGAUACUUUAUAACGAAACUACUAAAGAAUGGACUACUCGAACUAAUACUUUAGUUUAUGGAUGUAAUUGGAAUUUAUGUAAUCAUCCUAGCCUUGUUACAUUAAUUCCCGAUAGUUUCAAAAUGACUUUAAGUGAUGAAUGGUUGAACGCAAAUGUUUUAGAUAGUGGAGCAUCUGAUCGUGAUUGUCAUGAAUGUCCACAAGCUCCUCAAUGUGGUACAACUGAAUUUAUUGAUGCUAGUCGAUGUCCAAUUAAACCAUGCAAUAGUACUUGUGUUGUUUUGGAUAAAUUUGAUAAUCCGACAACUAAUGACUUUUGUUAUCAGUCAUAUUGCAGUUCACCUGAAGCAGACAUUGAAGAAAAUCAACAUCGUGUUGAAUUGGAAGGUAUUAUCUAUGGUGAUCAACCAAAUUCUGUUGAAUUAUGGGAACUUGAUCUUUAUUGUCGAGCUGAUGAUUGCUCACGGCCGGAAAUUUUUCAAGAAGUUCGACAAAAUUUAACAGUAGAAACAAAUAACCUUACACUUCUUUUGGAUAAUUCAUCUCGACCAAUAGUUGAACCAGAAAUUAUUUGUUAUGAUUGCUUUUGUUAUGAUGAUCCUAUUUGUGCAUGUGACAAAUAUACAGUGUCUAGUGCCUCAUCAAGUUAUUGUACAAUUGUACGAGAUAAUUUUGAUGAAGACUUUAUUAUUGCUUUAGAACAUAUAGAUCGAAACUCAACUUUUGUUUAUAUACGUGAAUUUCCAUAUUUACUUGUCGAAGAAUCAAUUAUUUAUGAUGAAAAAACAGGAUGGUGGAAUACAAGAAAUAAUGUUGUUAUUUUUGGAUGUAACUGGAAUUAUUGUAAUGACCCUCGUCUUAUACCACAUCUUCCCAACAGUUUUCAAAUGCGUCUUCCAGAAACAUGGCUUGAUUCUAAUAUUUUAGGUACUGGUCAACCUGUACGUGAAUGUCAUGAAUGUCCAAAUGCUCCACAAUGUGGUACAACUGAGUUUCUCAAUACUACUGAAUGUCCAAUUCAACCAUGUAACACUACUUGUUUGGUCUCGGAUAUAUUUGAUGAUCCGGCAAAUGGCUUACUAUGUUAUCAAUCAUUUUGUGCUCCACCUGAUUCAGAAUUUUUCACAAUAGAUCCACAUCGAGUAGAGCUCGAUGGUGUUAUAUAUGGCAGUCGUCCUAGAUAUGUUGAAUUAUGGGAAAUUCACAUUUUUUGUCGUGCUGAUGAUUGUUCUCGGCCAGAACUAUUUAAAGAAAUUAGACAAAAUCUCUGUGUAGAUUUGGGCGAUUACACUCUCUUUUUGGGUAAUACAUCAACAGUGGGACAAGGUAAUGAGACCGCUAUAUGUCCAGCAACUACAACAAAUAGAACUACAACAUUGAGAACUACAACACCCGUCAUUACAGUUUCGGGAACUACAACAUCCAGCAUUACAGUUUCGGGAACUACAACAUCUAGAAUGCCAACGUCAUCUAUUACUAAUCCAAUAACAUCAACAGAACGUACAACGAUAAUACCUGGAACUACAACUUCAUUUGGGCAAACCACAACUGGACCAUCUGAAAUAACGACCAUAGCAGAAUCAGGCCUAUCGAUCAAUGUAGCACACAAUAUCUUCAUUCUAUUUUUCUUGCUGAUUUCUCUAAUCAAUUUAUACUGA
Messenger RNA from Rotaria sordida, 2751 nucleotides. The record is from the annotation of a GenBank genome assembly. NCBI's taxonomy places the organism in Eukaryota, Metazoa, Rotifera, Eurotatoria, Philodinida, Philodinidae.